GUCAUAAACAUCAGUUUUUCAGAUUGGGCUGUUUUCUGGCUGACAUUUCUAAAAGAGGAAUUAGUAUGAGACUGAGAUGUUUAGCAUGUAUAGCACUUUUUGUGUGUUUGUGAAUGUGGGUAGACUACCAUUAUUCAACAAAGACAAGGUAAAAAGGGUUUUUCAUUCUCUGUCCCCUUUAAAACUGCAUACACAGCAAAAAUUGGAGAGUUGAAAUUUCGGUGUUAAACAUUUCUGAGUUGAUUUUAACACCCAAAGAGUAAUUUUAACACAUUCAGAGUAAAAUAGUGUUUGGUGUUGGAGUUAUUUCACAGAGUUGAUCAUCAGUGUUAAAAAAAACUCCAAACAGACGUAAUUAGACUCCACCCACGCAUUUCCGAUCGUCCCUGGUGAAAUCGAUGAAGACGCCGCCAUUAUCCUCGUGUGGCUUUGAAAGGUGAGUUAACUUAAAUCAUACUUUUACAUUUAUUAUUGGUGCUCAUUCAGUAGCAGAAUGUACAAUAUAACGUGGAGCACUGCGCAAAAACAUUAUUUGUGGAAAUGAACGCAAACACACAGCCUAAGGCCGUUUCACACGGUACGCGGCAAAACCGCCGAGCGGCUUCAGCUUUUCUCUUCAAUUAGAAGCGUUUUGCGCAGCAUUUAGUGCAAAUUUCAGUAUCUUCAACGGCGCCUGCCAUGAAGUGCCGUGUCCUUAAAAGGAAUAGGAUUUUGGGUGCAGGAGCAAGGCGUGUGGACCAACUCCGCUUCACUUCUGUAACCGCCCCCGUUUUCCCGCUUUCCGCAUGUCUCCUAUUGAAAAAGAACUAAACACUUGCGGUUCCCGCGUACCGUGUGAAACGGCAUUCAGUUAUACGUUACAUUAACGUACAUCGUGGUGCCAAUAGUUUACUGCGCUCGUGCGUUUCGAUUUAACUAAAACAAGGAAUCACAUUAUUACAGAGUGGCCUCGAAUUAAUUAAAAUGAUUUACCGAAUUUAUUAAAACGGUCUUUCACAAAGCCUAUAAUAUACUGUAUACAUCGCGUCGUUUUAAAACAUAUACACGGUGCAGUCUACGGUCACGUCUGCAACGUGAAUUCUCCACAUCUGUAAAUUGUGAUAUUACAACGUGCAUCCAUCCAUACAGCUGUUUUUUUUACAACGAUUUACAAUGGCAAAUGAUUUUGCAUGUUCCAGGUGAAAUGUUGGUCCAGAUCAAGUACAAGCAACAGCAGAAGUAUGUGAAGCUGGAUUCCAUUGAAGGGAGAUUUGACUUUAUGCAAUUUCACGCUAAAGUCAUUGAGAGAUUUUACUUGCCACCUGAUGCAAAAGUUACAUACAAGGAUGCAACAGGGACCGAAGUUGAUGCAGAAAUAUUCAGCGAUCUCAUUGGACAAGGCAAUGUGGUGCUGACUGUUUUCUCAAAUGAUGAAUUUUCAGACUCUUUGUCUUCCAUAUCUGAGACGUCUGACAGUAGCAACUGUUCAAGUGCAUCAACUGUAAUCUUAGAUGAGGUCCCUAACAAGAGACAAAGAAAAGAGGACACAUCUGCACUGUCUGCAAAACAGUUGGUCGAGGAUGUUCUAAAGUUGAAGUCUGGUGGUGAAGCAGUAUUACAGGAGUAUCAAGAAACGGAAACCCUUAAAGGUGCCGCAAGACGACAAAUGAUCAACAUACUGGUGGCUCACAUGAUUGAUACACAUGGGCAACUCCCUACUAAAGCUAUCAGAGAACAGUACGCUCUUGGCAUAGUGAUGCUGUUCCCUUCCCUCAGAGAUCCAUAUUCCAAGAAAGGCUAUGAACACUUUUUUGAUGCUGCAAGCAACACAGGAUACAUUGCUUGGCGUAUGAAAACAGUCCACAGGAAGAUUAGACGAGGAUCUUUGCCACUAGACAACCUUCAUGAUGUUUCUCCAGGAGGCCCAAAAUGCCAAAGGGCCACUAAUUGUGAAGGGCAACUUGAUGGGGAUGCUUGCAAAGAGGCAAUUUCUUUGCUCAGCCAUACCACAGAGAAGUCCCUAAUAUUCCAAAAGAUGAGAGAGACAUUUCAGUAUCGCCAAAAGCUUGUUAAAGAUUCAGGCUCUAGUGUUGAUAUCCUCUCCACCUUCUCAAGAUUCCUAGAUACAAAGGGCCUGGUUGAUCAAGACUUCACUCUCCUGUUUGACACGGAGACAUCCUCCAGGCUACUUCAGAAGUGGGACACGUUCUUCAGGCCAAAUGUCAUUAAAGAAGCCAAGCAACUUACUUCAACAGCAGACCUGAGUCAGUUGUUGCUCUCAGCAGAAUGUCCUAACAGUAGUGACCUUCAUGAAACAAUCUACGAUCAGGAAAUGGCAUCCCUUCUUCUACUGAUUCAUCUCCUUCCACCAUCACCAGGAGGACUGAAGUCUCCAAGAAUCAGUGCAUGUGAUGCUGCUAAAAGACUUGUAGUCUUUCAUAAGUCAUGCUGCAGUUUGGAGGAGCACCUCAACAACAACCAGCGUCAGCAUCCGUACCUCCUUGCUGUUGGACGCCAGAAAAGCAAGAUUGAGUGCUUCUACAUCGUCUUGGAUAAGCAUCUCAUCCCAUGCCAGGCAAACCGCUCCCUUGGAGCUUUUGAUGAACUUUUCAAGGCACAUUUUGUGUUCAAUUUGUGCUAUGAUAGUGCACUUAUGAACUUUUACACAUUCCUGCAGACAACAGUGUAUAACAUUGAUAUAGGUCAGAUGAAGGAGUCUCCCAGGGUUAGAGAUUUGAGAGCCAGACUGCUUAACCAGACAGUUACCUUAACUUAAAGCCGUGCAGUAUGAUGUUGACAUAAUGCUGAUCUGUUUUAUUUGUCAAAAAGAGCACCCAGACAGUCAACGGUUGAUUUCACAUUUGAGAGGUGAACAUAGUUAUUAUCCUGGAUAUAAGUUCAAAUUAAUUUGUUCUCAGCAAGGUUGUAGGCAUCAGUUCCAAACAUAU
This is a messenger RNA of Paramisgurnus dabryanus, 2927 nucleotides long. NCBI's taxonomy places the organism in Eukaryota, Metazoa, Chordata, Actinopteri, Cypriniformes, Cobitidae. The record is from RefSeq and is a predicted model, not a curated record.